Loxodonta africana (African savanna elephant) is the source of this 5422-nucleotide messenger RNA. It is a transcript of the gene BAMBI, whose product is annotated as BMP and activin membrane bound inhibitor. NCBI's taxonomy places the organism in Eukaryota, Metazoa, Chordata, Mammalia, Proboscidea, Elephantidae. Gene Ontology annotation, molecular function: frizzled binding. Bases 3070 to 3726 code for a protein of 218 amino acids. Gene Ontology annotation, biological process: positive regulation of canonical Wnt signaling pathway; negative regulation of transforming growth factor beta receptor signaling pathway; transforming growth factor beta receptor signaling pathway. The record is from RefSeq and is a predicted model, not a curated record. The transcript is spliced from 3 exons.
GCGAGGGCGACGCGGCCGUGGGGGGCGUCAAUGGAUCGCCAUUCCAGCUACUUCUUCAUCUGGCUGCAGCUCGAACUCUGCGCGAUGGCCGUGCUGCUCACCAAAGGUCUGUCUGUAAUGGACUUCUGAACGGUUCCAGCCGUGGAGCGGGGCCGUGAUACCGGCUCAGAGCGCCGCCUUCCCUCCGCAUCCAGGGACGGUAACGGCCAGAAGGAGCGCAGACCUCUGCCCCCGAGUGCGUGCGUGAGUGUGUGUGUGUGUCUGGGUGGCUCUGUGUGUCUCUGAGUGGUGUUUUUUUUUUUUUGCAUAAGUGUAUUUUUCUGUGUAUGUUUGUUGUGUGCCUGUGAGUAAAUACGUCUCUGUAUGAGUGUUUUUCUGUGUCUUUAAGUGUCUUUGUGAAUGAGCGGGUGUGUGGGUCUCAGAGUGUGUGCGCUUCUGCGCGAGCGUGUUGUGUUGCUUUUCAGCGCUGGGAGGAGUAGGUCCUGUCAGUGGUCCAAUUUCCCACUCACCUCAUAUUUUACAAAUACUAUUCCAGAAAAGAAAACAAAUCAAAAAUGGUUGGUCAGUGAUUUCUUUUUUUCCCUGCAGGCUUUCACCUUUUAAGUCGAAAUAACCCAAACUCCCAGUAGAUUUCAGGGCUUCCUCAUCUCCCCGCUGUGAACUCUACCCACUGUUCUGCGACCAGAUUUUUUUUUUUUUCCAAGUAGGGAGCGGCAUUUCAGUUUUUCACCCCCCACUUUUCUCUAAUUGCCAUGUAGCAGGCAUGAGGUUAAAGGAUAAGCUAGCCCAGCGAGGAUGAUGUGCUCCAGUAUUUAUUUAUUUUGGAAGGAAGGGUGUAAUUAACCCUAAAUAACAGCCCUCGAAGCCUGCAGAGGGGAGCCUCCUGGCCCUAUCAAAGGCCGGCAGAACGGGAGGGACUGAAGCUGACAUGAAGUCACAGAUACCGAAACUAUGUGCCUGAUAAUGAUAUAAUUAGGGGAUCAGAGAUUUCUGACUGCUGUGGACUUCAAAAGCUUUUAAAGAAGCCAGCAGUCUCUCCUGUAGCCAUCUUGACUAAAAGCAGACAUUUUUGUUUAAUCACUACAUACAGUAACAAGAGAGGGGGGAAACAGAGGGGCAUUGUUCACUGUUUCAAAAUACCAGUCCCCUUUCUGGCCUUUUGCAUGCCACAGGAAGAAACUUUAUGAAACGACAGAAAUAUAGUUUUAAUACAGUAGUACAAAAGUCCAUUCUCCUUGCUGAAAUGUGGCUCCAAUUAAAAAAAAAAAGUUGUUAAAAACUUUCCCACUUACCUGUCAAAAUGUUAUUAGACUGUUUGAGGUCAUUGAAAAUACAGUAUUUUAAAUAGAGUCCCACAAACAUUUAAACCACAUUUUACUUAUGUUCAGGUUUUUUUUGUGCUAGGUCCGAGGCCAAUAAGAUCAGAAUUGAUUUUCAAUCUGUUUUAUUUAUACUUGAAAUCUGUACAUGAAAGUUGUCAUGUGGGGGUAUGUAAUAGUCAUCUCAUCGCCACACAAGGCUGGUGAGUUUAUGUGAAAGGUAAAGUCAGUUUGGAAAGAGGAGAAAAAACUUCUGGAAAACAGAGUUCUUCCUUGGAGCAGUGGAGGCAAGAUAAGCUGGAGAAGGGACUUGAGCCCCAGGGCUGCGAGUGUAGACAGGAGCAAGCCCUCCAGCUGUGGAGUGUUAAACUCAGGCUGCCAAUGGUCUCUGGGUUCAGUUGGCUGUUUUUAAGAGCUGGGGCAUUAGCUGUCUCUGGUGAAAACGGAGCACACCAUACGGUGACCUGGAGUUUGAACAGAUAAUUAAAUGAGACACCUUUCUCAGGCACUCAGAGAGGAAGAAGAAAAAGGUUGAGGGUGAGAAGAAGUUUGUAAAGAAGUAAUCCCUGGUGUUUCGUUUCAGAGCAGAGGUUUCAAUGGCUAGACACAUCUUCAGCUUGCACAGCGAGGAAGAGGUGUGCAUUCGUUCCGUUUACAGUAGCUUUAGUUGUGGCAUGUAACAAAGACUGGAGCCCAACGGGAUGGAUAUCAGAUGAGUGAUAACACUGGGACCUAGACUGUUUCAGCUUGAAAUUGAUGUGAAAAGCCUCAAAUCUGGCAUUGUAGCUAAAUGUGCACAGUGACUUUCAAUGCACGAAAUAAGUUUUAUAAAGGAAACUUUUAAUCACUUCCUGUAGAAAAUUUUGAGGUUUCCUUAAGGAUUUUUCAUUCAACCAGCAGAGGCUCUUCGGUUUAAAUGUUUCCCCUUUUAGAUCACAUGUUGAAUUACAUGUAAAACUGGGGAGCUAGGGGGAGGAGAAGUUAGCCUUGCAGUUUUACCCCCGUUUUAUGACUUUCCAUUUGGGUUGAAAGAAAUUGACUCUGGCAGGCCAACCACUAAUUGUAAACUGCCUAGUUCCUGUUUUACAAUAUACUGACUAAAAGCUCCUCUGCAUGAAAAGAUCUAGAGUUUGUAAAUAGCUGCCCAGGCUCAUAGCUUUAAAACCUCCUGACCUGAGCAAUUUCUAGAUUGUUGUGUUUCUAGUUAAUAACUUUAUAAGGUGUUAGCUGAAGCUCUUAAAUCUUGGCACGGCCCUGAGAGGUAGUAAACAAUUUAGCAGUUCCGAUCAAAUAUUUAUACUGACAAAAUCAAAAAGCCUAGCGUUUUUAUGGUGUAUGAUCAUGUAGGAUUAAAAUGAAUAAAUAGUGUAACUUACCUCAUGACGGGGGAAAUAUACCAUGAUUGUUACUUUCCUUCAAAAUCAAAAUUUUUAAAUUUGCAACUCCUCGGAAGUCUUUGCUGAGCUUUGAUUCUCUUCUGUUGGGUUCGAUACAUUUCUAGAGUUACACUCAGCCAGACUGAAGCGUAGCCCUGUUACCCAAAGGGCUUUUCCAGCCUACACUGCCUUGUUAUUGUAAGCAUUUAGCGGAAUAUUCUACAAGCUAGUGCCUUUGAACUUGGGGGGUUUAGCAGUUGCUUUAAAUAGAUGCUUUCUCUGGUCUCUGAGGCAGAGUUUGAUGUGUUUUCUCAUUGUUUUCAGGUGAAAUUAGAUGCUACUGUGACGCUGCACACUGUGUGGCAACUGGUUACAUGUGUAAAUCUGAGCUCAGCGCCUGCUUCUCUAGACUUCUGGAUCCUCAGAACACAAAUUCCCCACUCACUCAUGGCUGCCUGGACUCUCUUGCAAGCACAGCAGACAUCUGCCAAGCCAAACAGGCACAAAACCACUCUGGCACCACCAUGCCCACAUUGGAAUGCUGUCAUGAAGAUAUGUGCAAUUACAGAGGACUGCAUGAUGUUCUCUCUCCUCCCAAGGGUGAGACCUCAGGACAAGGCAACAGAUACCAGCAUGACAGCAGCAGACACCUCAUUACCAAGGUGCAGGAGCUGACCUCUUCCAAAGAAUUGUGGUUCCGGGCAGCGGUGAUUGCCGUCCCCAUAGCUGGAGGGCUGAUUUUAGUGUUGCUUAUUAUGUUAGCCUUGAGGAUGCUUCGAAGUGAAAACAAGAGACUUCAGGACCAGCGUCAGCAGAUGCUGUCCCGUUUGCACUACAGCUUUCAUGGGCAUCAUUCCAAAAAGGGACAGAUUGCAAAGUUAGACUUGGAGUGCAUGGUGCCGGUAAGUGGGCACGAGAACUGCUGCCUGACCUGUGACAAAAUGAGACAGGCGGACCUCAGCAACGAUAAGAUCCUCUCGCUCGUGCACUGGGGCAUGUAUAGCGGGCGCGGGAAGUUGGAGUUCGUAUGACCGCGUCUUACAGGAACGGAACUCCGUGAACGCUUGAAGGCCUUUGAUUUCUGCUGGACAGGAGCACUUUAUCUGAAGAAAAACAAACUUCCAUAAUCAUCUUUGAGAGACAAAAUAACCUCUGCGGACAGAAUCUUGGCUAUUUCUUCUGAAGGAUUAUUUGCACAGACUUACAUACAGUCAAAUGUAUUAUUUGCUUUAAAAUUAUAAAAGCAAAGAGAAAAGACUGUGUACACACUGUUACCAGGGUUAUUUGCAUCCAAGGGAGCUGGAGUUGAGUAUCUAAAUAAACUAAAAUGUACUCCGCAAGUUCCUACAUCUUGACUUACUGUAAAGAUUUAAAAUAUAUAUAUAUGUGUAUAUAUAUAUAUAUUUUGGUCUGCAAUUUAGUAGUGUCUUUCGUAAAUUAAAAACAAGUGGGACGUGUAAGAGACCACAUGUUAAUUACACCCAUGAGUAUCUGCUGUAGCCACACAAUAGGCUCUUAACUCUAGGAUUUGUUUGUUUUUUUUUUUUUCCAUAAGGUCAAGAUCGUGUUUAUUCUUCCAUGCUCAUGUGUAAUUAUGGAUAGUUUCUAAAUGCGUAUUACUCAGCAUUCAGUGUUUUACCCACAUUUUUUGUUAGGAGAAUUCUGGUUUUUAGCCUUCAUCUAAGAGACCUUACACUUAUUUAUGUCAGCUCAGACAUGUUGGAUCAAUUUCUGAAGGUGUAUUAGCAAAGUUAGUAUUUUGUCUGUUUGAUCCACCAGCUUUGGAAUCUCUUUUUAAGAUGUGUCUACCUCCAACUGGAAAAGAAAAACUAAAUGAAAAUCCGGUCCCUGUCUGCUUUUACUUUUGAUAGUCGAUCAGUUUAUUCUGUCGCAAACGAAAUUAAAUACUUUGAUGCAAAACUUAGCCUAACAUGAUUCUACCAUGUUACUUUUUUAUAUCUUGUCCUUCUACGUAGUGGUGUCCUGCCUUUUUUUGUUUUGUUUAAUUUGUCUCAAUCCUUAGAAAGGUUUUCAGUGGUGAACAUGAUAUACCUACCAAUUAAGAUUUAAAUAAGACGAAGGGUUUCUUCCCCCAAAGCGAUUCUUCCAUUAAUGUAACAAAAUAGAACAUUGACUUCAGUGAGGCUUUCCGAGGAAUGCGGCUAGGCAACAACAUUUCCACUCCUCUGGGACCUUCUGUCUGGCAACAGGGGAAUUGAAACCUGUGCCACAUUUGUAUGCUUUUCCGCCCAAAAGGGACUUCAUUAUCUUACCUUUGGGAAUAAUUCGUCAUAUAGUUUUUUUCCUUGGUUUUGUAUAUUAUCUUUGAAACUUUUGCUUAAAAAUUAAUUUAUAGCCUACAUAUUUGAGUGUGGGUUUUCCUUUAUGAACAUUAAAAAAUUUUUUUUCCUGUUCUUUUCUAGAAUAUUUUAUGAUUAAGCAUGAUUUGGGUCCCUUCAGAGGACAGAUGCAGUAGCCAAGUUCAUGGAAGGAUCUGAAUUGGUACAACUCAUAUAAAGAUGAAUACCUAGAUUAAUUAGUAAGUGAUAGGCCCAUGGUCUCAAACAAAUUAGGCUAUGGAAUACGCAUCUUAAUAAGUGACAGGUUUUGUAUUUGUGCUUUUUGAUGUUCUCACAUGCCUUGUAAUUUAUAGAAGUGGAUCAAUUUUGUGUGUCAGUUUUUGAGGAAUCAAAGAGUCGUUGAACCUAUUAAAAUUUAGAGAAUUGA